AACAAAAAAAGUAAUCAUUCCAACAUGCAUAAAAACUAUUCUUUCCAAAAAACAUCCUUUUUUGCUUUUCUCCACAACAGUGUUAUGGUUCUGCUAGUCACUGAAGGUGACUUGCCUAAAAUAACCUCAGUUAAUCACAGUGUGAAGUAAAGGAUAUGAGGUUUAUGUCUUAAAAGACAAAGCGAAAGUAGAUAACAUAGUUACAGAUGAUGAAUAGCAGGAUCAGGAAAGCGUGUCGUUUCUGUUCGUGUCUUUCUUUUAACAAGUCAAACUUUUAAACACAACUUUGAUCUUUCGCUAACCUUAGCCAAGGUAGCUCUUAUCUUAAAAAAUAGUGAUGUCACGCUUGUGGCAGCUUUGAUUGAUUAGGACCUAAGCUGUUUGUUUUCCGUGAUUUUAGAGAUGGAAAAAAUUGAAAGCUGAACACGUCAAAAGUAAACAUCAGAAAAAUGUUUAGUUUAGUGUAAAACAGUGAAAUAUUGGAGAAAAUUACUUACAAUUUCUGGGGUACUACUUAUUGUUCAGCUGAGGAUAGUUUAUGUGUGUAUGUGUGUGUGUUUGUGUAUGUACAGGACGGGGAGUCAUUGCAAUAUGUUUGGAUGUGAUGGAAUCUCCCACUUGUUUUAGUCAUCCUCUCUCCAUCUCUUUCCGUCUCUCUUUCCCUCUUUUACUCUGGCUGCUAAUCAGCAUUUGAAAGGCAGCUUUGACAGUGAGAAAGAAAGUGAGGGGGGCACAUGGAGGUGGGGAUAAACGAAAGCAUGAGACACAGCGAGUUAGGGGGGGAGAGCCAGCCAGAGAGAGACUGAGGCGAGGGGCUGUACAAGCAUGCCUUUUAUAUUUACUAGUGACUGAGAGAGAGAGAGAGAGAGGGAGGGAGGGAGAGAAAGGGAGCAGCUGAAGGCAGAGACAACUGGUGUGCACGGCUUUCCCAAGAGGAAAUGAAAAGAAAGAAGCUCAGCAAGGAGAAUGAAUGAGUGAGCGGGAGAGAGGAAGGGUGGGAGGGAGCAUGCUGGCUGGAGAGAGAGUGAGUGAGAGAGAGAGAAAGAGAUUCUCACACUGGCUGUGUCCUAAUCCGAGUCCAUCUCAAAGAAGCAGCGGAGCAGAGUGUUAGUGAAGUGAGUCUGAGAGCCGAGGAGAGCUACAUCAGCUAGCUCACUCCACUUCGCACAAACACACACAGACACACGUUCUCCCUCUCCUUCUCGCGCUCUCGCUCUCUCCCUCUUUCACAAACACACACACACACUCUCCGUGCAACGGGAGUCCACGAUGUGUCCGGCUGCACGGCCACGGCUUUUGUGAAAGUGAGGGGAUUGCCGCUGCCCCUGUCCCAGCCCCCUUGGCUCACACACUCAGUGUUUGCCUGCCGUGUUUAAGCUCGAGGUGCUGGUGGAGGUGUGGAGGGAGGGGGCACUGCCAGGGCAAAGCAGGGGCACCAAAAGGGAGGAGGAGGAGAAGAAGAAGACGAAGAAGAGAAGGAGGAAGAAGAAGGAGACAAAGUGGAUCAGGUCGACAGCGGUGGAUUGAAUGUUGGAAAUGCCCGUCAGGUCUGAGUCCAUCACGUCCUCAGCCAAUCGAAGCCUUCGUUAACAGCGGCGUGGGCACGUGAUUGGAGGAAGGAUGGCAACCAUGCCAUUUGUUAGUGAGGGGAAAUGUGUGAGUGUGGAGUGGGAUUUCCUGCAAGGACUACUGGCCAAGCCUCCCACCCUGCCCUGUCUCCAGAACCUGCGUAAAGAGAAAUCUCGCAAUGCGGCUCGUUCUCGGCGGGGGAAGGAGAACUUCGAGUUCUUUGAGCUGGCCAAGAUGCUGCCACUGCCCGGGGCCAUCACAAGUCAACUGGACAAAGCUUCGGUCAUCCGGUUGACCAUCAGCUACCUGCACAUGCGGACCUUUGCCAGUCAGGGGGACCCACCCUGGAGCCCUCUGCUGGAGGGAGACAGCAACUGCAGCAAAGUUAGACGUUCAUCUCAUUCUCUGGCAACUGACAUGUUUGAGCAGCACCUAGGGGCACACCUCCUGCAGUCUCUAGAUGGCUUUGUGUUUGUGGUCAGCCAGGAGGGACGGUUCCUCUACAUCUCAGAGACAGUUUCUAUCUACCUGGGACUCUCACAGGUGGAGCUGACUGGCAGCAGUGUGUUCGACUACAUCCACCCAGCGGACCACGUCGAGAUGGCGGAGCGGCUGGGAAUCAGGCCACAUCUACGGGCCGAGGCCGGCUGUCACACAGCCCCUGAGAGCGCUUCCAGCUCUGCGUCCACCUCCUCCUUAGCUGGUACCCCUGAACCCGCAGCUCCAUCCAGUCCUCAUUCUCCUGCCGACGAUCCACCCGAGCGUGGCUUUUUUAUCCGCAUGAAGUCCACGCUCACCAAAAGAGGCCUGCAUGUCAAGUCUUCUGGAUACAAGGUAAUCCACGUGACGGGACGAAUCCGCUGCCGCCCCGCUCUCGUCCCGGGCUCCACCCGAUCAGUGCGUCGACCAAUGGGUUUGGUUGCGCUGGCGCACACUCUCCCGCCCUCCACGCUUAAUGAAGUCCGCAUGGAGAGCCACAUGUUUGUGUUCCGAGUGAACAUGGACCUACAGGUUACAUACUGUGAGAACAGGAUCUCUGAGUAUAUGGAUCUGACUCCAGCAGAGGUAGUGGGACAUACCUGUUACCAUUUCAUCCAUGUAGAAGACCUGGAGAACCUCCGGCAGAGCCACGAGGACUUGCUAAGAAAAGGCCAGGUAGUGACUGGUUAUUAUCGCUGGCUCCAGAGGAGAGGAGGGUACCUGUGGAUCCAGUCCACUGCCACUGUGUCCAUCAACCACAAAGCCCCCCACGAACGCAACGUUAUCUGGGUUAACUACGUCCUGAGUCGAACAGAGCUGCCCGACACUCCCCUGGAUCUGCUGCAGCUACCAGAGAGCAUAAGAGCAGAGCGACUUCGAAUCAGCUCGUCCCCGACCGAUGGCUCCACACAGGCCCGAGGCUCGCAACCUGUGAAGAGCUCAGUGGGGAAAAGCGACCCUGACACUAAAGGCAGAGACAAAUUCACCACCACGGCCAUUCAAUCAGAGGACAGGAGGAAGCGCCUGCUGAGGUCUGACCCGGAGGGCGCACCUCCCGAAACCCGUCGCAGACUGGAGGAGCUCCGUCACACGGAGGAGAGUGUCUCUGCCUCCUCAGACCUGGCGAGCGAAAGCGAGGGGGAAGAGGAAGAUGAAACCGAGUGGGACCAGGGAGGCGACAGCGACAGAUUGAAACGGGAAGACAGCGGAGGAGGAGGUAAACAGAGCAGAGGAGGAGACACCCCGACGAGAGGGGAGAGGGGAGGGAGGGUGCACAAUGGCCGGGCUGUGAUCCAGCAGCUGAAAAGUGUAGUGACUCCAUCUCCCCUGCCCGGCAGCCCAGGCAUCAAGACUGAGCAUGAAGCCCUGACCACCGGGGGGCGCUGGGGAUCACACACUCAAACUUCCACCUCACACACACACACCACUCAGCCCCAGCCCUCGCAUGCACACACGCCGUCCAGCAGCCUCAAUGGUGACAGCCCCACCACCCCGAUCCCGGACUCCUCUUCCAGCAGCGAAGCCCCACCGAAGGGUUUGUUCACUCCCCCGUCCCCAGCUUUGUCCCCCGCCAUGCCCGUGUCCUCCCCGUUGCCCCGCGAGGACAGGGCUGUGUCGGCGGGGGUGGUCAGCCGGAGCAGUGGCGGUAGUGGUGGUUUAGGUAACGGUCCUGACUUUGAGCUGCUUCAGAGACUGGCUGCUGGAAGUGCAGCGGGCCGGGUCCUCUUCCACCCCCUUGCCCUCGGCCCGCAGGGCCCUCAGAGCCUCUAUGCCCCAAGCACUAUCCGCUACGCUCCACCUGAGCUCCCCCCUUCCCACCACCACAGCACAGGACACAGUGAUGGCCUGCAGCUACGCUCGGACCACCACAAGGGACCCCCACCGGCCUUCUUCCCCCACCUACAGCGGCUGGCCGGCCUUCCACCCUUCAGUGGUUUCUCCCCAUCUGACAGCCCCUUCUCCUCUAGCCUGCCCUUCUGUAUGAAUGGACUGAGGGGGGCUGCGGGCACAGAGGAGGACUGAGUCUCAGAGGGGAGGAUGUGAGAGGAGAAAAUAAACUGAAGGAGAGAGCGGAGUGACAGGACGGAAAGAGAGACAUUGAAAAGGGCAGGAGAGACAGAAGUGGCAGUAGAUUAAACCUCUGAGGACGUUACUAAUUGGACAAUGAGUUGAAUAACUGCAAUCUAAAGUGUGUGACAAGCCGCUGCCAUAGGAUUUUAUCAUGUCAGCCUGUUGUGUACGAGUGACAGUGACUCUCAGAGAAACGGGGACAUGGAAACUUUUGACUGGUUGUCCCUCAAGACUUUUCAUCUUCGCGACAACAACGAACUCUGCUCUGUGACUUUCUCUAGAUGACUGUGUUGAUUUAUGUGUCUCUUCCACUCAGAGAAGCCAUAUUGUACAUAGAGAGAAAACCAUGACGACCCUCAGCUCACAUCCUCACCGUCAAUGUCCGUCACCGCACAUUAACCCAAUUAACCCUAAAACCAGUAGGAAGAGAUGGGCACUCGUCUGUAGGAAUAAAAAUGACUUUGGAAUAUAAAUUUUUAUUAUUGCAGUAUUAUACAAAUCAUCUCUUUCAGUGGGCUCCGGGUGACAGUUUGAUUAUAGGGUUUCAACUUAAAAUAGGUGGAGACAGCUUUUUGGUGUUUUGUAUCGAUACUUAAAAUAAUAAUAUAAAACAAUAAUAUUGAAAAAAAGAUCCAAGUAUUCAUCGAUUCAGCCAUACUAAAAGCACACUUUUGGGACAAAAGUAUGAUUAAAGUAGUCCCAGACAUUCCAUUAUAUAUAAGGGAAGGAAAUGCAAUGCAGACAGGACGCUAUUUGUAUUGUUUGAUUAUAGGAAGGCGAUUUGUUUAACUGAUUAUGACUUCUAGUGUAUCAUGACAAUGUACAAUGCUGCAGUUGUGUUUGUGUAUGAAAGCCAUAUUCUUGUUUGUUUUUAGGUUUAUAUUGUUUUUCUUCACCAGGUGAAACCGAUUGGGAAAUUGUUUAAAAUACGACUGUUUUAGUGGAUGAAAAAAAAUGUGAAAAUGCUUUAGGAGGGGAAAUGUGCUGGACAGAAGUGUUUUUAUCAUUUAAACAUGUUUUGUUUUUUUUGUUUUUUUUUGAGCACUUACCGAAAUUUGUUCUGGUGUGAACUCUAAAGCACUUCACGGUUCGGCGUGUGAUCCUGUUAAAACAGAAAACAAUGCAAGAGCGGCCGCUAAUAUCAUAGCCUGAGCACGGUAUGUGGAGUGGGGGGGUGGGGGAUAUAAAUGCUCAUUUAGAAAGGCAGGUAAAUAAACAAGACCACAUGUGGUCAUUAAAAUGUGACCGUCGGAGGUCGAUAAAACAAAACAGAAUUGUUCUGAUAUUGGUUUCAGUUCAAGCGAGUCAACUGGAGAUAAAGUUUUAAAUUAAAAAGUGGGGAUAUGAAACACUUUAAAUUUCAGUUUCAUAGCAAUUGAUUGGAGCUCCUCUCAGGAAAAACAAAACACUUUUGACUUGGAAAAAAUGAAACAACUAAAACAAAAUUAUACAUAUAUGUGUAAGAAAA
This is a messenger RNA of Maylandia zebra (zebra mbuna), 5587 nucleotides long. RefSeq names its product neuronal PAS domain protein 1 (gene npas1). Gene Ontology annotation, biological process: regulation of transcription by RNA polymerase II. Gene Ontology annotation, molecular function: DNA-binding transcription factor activity, RNA polymerase II-specific; RNA polymerase II transcription regulatory region sequence-specific DNA binding; protein dimerization activity. NCBI's taxonomy places the organism in Eukaryota, Metazoa, Chordata, Actinopteri, Cichliformes, Cichlidae. The record is from RefSeq and is a predicted model, not a curated record.